AUGGCGGCGGGCGGGGAGCUGCUGCUCAACGUGUGCUCGGCGCCCGGGCGGUCUAAGGCUCCUAAAAGAAGGCUUCAGUCACCGCAAGGAAACCCACCUUUAAAACGGAAAUGUAAACCUCCAGUAAGCUCCUUCAAGAAGAGCGCUACAGAAAACCCACCCUUAAAACCAAAAUGUAAACCUCCAGUAAACUCCUUCAAGAAGAGCACUACAGAAGCUGACACCAGGGGAAAGGGAAACUCUUCAAAAAAACCUCUUCCAAAGAAGAAGUUGUUGGAUGACCACAAUGAGAACUUGAAAAACAGACCUUUCAUUAAGACCUCCAGCUUGUUUAAAAACAACCCUGAUGUCCCACAAAUUCACAGAAAAGCAGUGCAGCAAGUGCAAGAAGAUAUUUUCACUUCAGAUUCUUUCGACCAGCUGGACCUCCAUCCACAUCUGAUAUCCACAAUAACCACUGUCUUGAAGAUAUGUAGCAUGACCAGUGUUCAGAAGCAAACGAUUCCUGUGCUGAUACAAGGCAAAGAUGCUUUAGUGAGAUCUCAAACCGGUUCAGGUAAAACUCUGGCCUAUGGGAUUCCACUUGUACAGUCCUUGCAAGGAGUGAAACCCAAAAUACAGCGCAGCGAUGGGCCUUAUGCACUUGUAUUAGUCCCAACAAGAGAGCUAGCACUCCAGAGCUUUGAAACCAUACAGAAGCUACUCAAGCCAUUCACCUGGAUCGUGCCUGGAGUGCUAAUGGGGGGAGAAAAAAGAAAAUCAGAAAAAGCCAGAUUACGUAAAGGGAUAAAUAUCCUUAUUUCAACUCCUGGUCGCUUGGUUGAUCAUAUCAAGUCCACAGAAUGUAUUCAUUUUCGUCGCACUCAGUGGCUGAUUAUUGAUGAAGCAGACAGGAUCUUGGACCUGGGCUUUGAGAAGGAUGUUGCUGUGAUACUCAAUGCUCUAAAUGCUGAGAGAGAAACACGCCAGAAUGUCCUGCUUUCAGCCACCCUCACAGAAGGAGUAACACGACUGGCUGAUAUCAGUUUGAAUGAUCCCAUCAGAAUUUCCAUAGCAGAUAAAAUCCAGGACAGGCUCAAACCUGCAUCACAAGAAGAUAAAGAAGCCACUAGUUCAUCAACCUUCAUGGACCAGGAAAAGUUUGCCGUUCCGGAGAAGCUGAAGCAGUAUUUCCUCAUGGUCCCCAGCAAACUGAGGCUUGUCACCUUGGCAGCUUUUAUCCUUGAGAAGUGCAAGUUUGAAAAAGGCAAUAAGAUGAUUAUCUUUUUCUCCAGCUGUGAACAAGUAGAAUUCUACUAUAAGCUUCUCCUAACGGUCCUUUCAGGAGAUCUAGAGUCUGAACAACAUGAACAUUUCUCUGUAUCCUCUACACACCUUCAGUUUCUACGAUUGCAUGGCAACAUGGAACAGGAAGAAAGAACUGAGGUGUUCCAGGAGUUUCUAAAAUCGAAGACUGGCAUCUUACUUUGCACUGAUGUUGCAGCACGUGGACUAGACCUGCCUCAAGUUACAUGGAUCGUACAGUAUAACGCUCCGGCUUCACCUGCGGAAUACAUCCACCGGAUUGGGAGGACGGCUCGCAUUGGCUGUCACGGGAACAGCCUGCUUGUCCUGGCGCCUUCGGAGGCAGAAUAUGUCAGCUUGCUGGCUUCUCACAAGAUUAAUGUCUCAGAGAUAAAGAUGGAGAAGGUGCUGUCCAGCCUUAUGAAAGAUAAUCGUUUCAAAUUGCCCAGAUCAGGAAACAAGAAACCCUGUGGCACAGACCCUCAGCAGGUCCGGGAGCGGGCCACCGUCUUGCAGACAAAAUUUGAAAAUUACGUUCACUCCAGCGAGGGGACCGUCCGGUGGGCAAAGAAAGCACUGCAGUCUUUCCUUUGUGCCUAUACCACCUACCCCAGAAACCUCAAGCACAUCUUCCACAUCAAGUCUCUUCACCUGGGUCACAUAGCCAAGAGCUUUGGCCUGAGGGACGCCCCCCAGAACCUGAGUGCUCUUCCUAAGGCUGGCUCCAAGAAGAAGAUCAAAGCAAGACAAAAAAGGUCUGACCUUCCCAAAGGCAACCGCGGCAAGACCCCCGGCAAGCAUCGCCUCGCUGAGAUCUUGCGCUCCGAAUAUUCCAGCGGGAUGGACACUGGGGUAUCCAAGGUCAGGAAGAAGAAGAAACAGAGAAAACCUGGCACCAAGGAGAAUCCAACAUAAGCCGGGACCUUCCCGUCAUUUGCUGUGAAACCUGCUGGAGUGUCCCACCUGGGGGUCGGGGUGACCUGCCAAAUAACUGAGGACUGCUUCAAUUUAUCAGGCAAAUGUGGGAGGGAGCCUGGGGGAGCUCAGCCUCCUUCCCCUUGCUCCAUAGGUCCAAAUGGAGUCGAAUCCACACAUGUCCUGUUGCACUGCUGCAUUUAAGUGCAGCUUCCUGAAGAUCUAUCGUGUUUCUAAGGCUUCUUUGCAAGGAAAAUAAAAGAGAUGAAGUAUGGGUUUUGGAGAAGCAUCUAUUUGAUAUUAAAAUGAGACAAAUCUAUUAAGAAUGUUAAGAAAUCCUUUCUUAUUUAAAAGAAAAAAAAAAUCAUUCCUGUUUAAAAGGCCUGUAGAAACACUCUGGGCUGUGUUUUGUUGCUUAAUUUAAACUAGAGGAAAAAGGAGUAGCAAAGUGGUUCCAGGUGCAGGUUUAAGAGGAGAAGAAGCUGUUGUCCCCCCUGACAUCAGCUGGUGGGACAUGUUUGCUCCUGUCUCAGGUACUGUAAUCACGUUGCUGUCACCCUCCCUCCUGUCCUUUGUACGUUGGUGCAAGGUCUGUCCUGGGCAUUGACCAUUAAUCAGAUGUUGCCAGGUCCUAUAAGGCAUCUCCUUGAUCUCAGUGGGACCGAUAGGAUUGUAGAAAACUCGGAGUAAUGAUUCAGAGUCCCUUAGGAACAGAACUCAUGGGCACAAAACUUAAUGCCAAAAAGCUUAUAAGUUUAGGAAUAAACCUUGUCACUGUCGGAAGGA
Messenger RNA from Nothoprocta perdicaria, 2985 nucleotides. RefSeq names its product DEAD-box helicase 31 (gene DDX31). The transcript is spliced from 20 exons. Gene Ontology annotation, biological process: ribosome biogenesis. Lineage: Eukaryota; Metazoa; Chordata; Aves; Tinamiformes; Tinamidae. The record is from RefSeq and is a predicted model, not a curated record. Bases 1 to 2199 code for a protein of 732 amino acids. Gene Ontology annotation, molecular function: nucleic acid binding; ATP binding. Gene Ontology annotation, cellular component: nucleus.